Molecule: messenger RNA, 10608 nt
Organism: Struthio camelus australis
Lineage: Eukaryota; Metazoa; Chordata; Aves; Struthioniformes; Struthionidae
Source: RefSeq, a predicted model, not a curated record
GCCUGGCGGCCGGCACGCUGUACCGCCUGCGCAUGCAGCCGCUCUCCGGCGAGGAAGCCACCAACCUCUCCGUGCGCACAGAUCCCUUGCCACCACCUCGAUUUGAAAUUAAUAAGGAAAAAACUACACUCACAAGCUUACAGGUUUGGUGGGAUCCUUCUCCAGGAAAGGUGGACUUGUAUAAGCUACUAUUGUCCGAUCACAAUAAUAAAAAAAUACAAGAAGUCACCAUACCAGGAAGAAUGUCAAGAAUGGAAAAUACUUUUUCCAGUCUCAUCCCUGGGAAUAAAUAUAAUAUCGUCCUUAAUGCAGUUGCUGGAAAUAAGAGUACCCCUGAACUUCACAUAAGUGGAUUUACUGUACCAUCCCCUGUGAAAAAUAUUCAAGUCAGUGUCAAGACAGACACUAUCCAUGCUUCCUGGUCUCCUGGUACUGGGCACGUGGAUCGAUACAGGCUGGUGUUACUGGAUAAUCAUGUCCCUGUUCGUGAGAUUGACCAAGAAGAUCCCUUGACUUCUUACACUUUUUCUGGACUUACAGCUGGGCACCUGUAUAACCUCUCUGUCAUCAGCCAGGCUGCAGGACUGGAAAGCAGCAGUUUUCAAACAGUUAGGACAGCCCCAGCUGAAGUCUUAGAUUUGACGGUGACUAAUGAUGACAGCUUGGAUACUUUAAAAGUUAAGUGGAGAAGACCUCCAGGAAGCCUCAGUUUCUAUAAUAUUACUCUGUUUCAUCUUGGAUCAGUUAAAGAAGUCAAAACUGUACAGCCACCCGUCACAGAGACUCACUUUGACAAGCUAACUCCAGGACGUCUUUAUCAGGUUACUGCCCGCACAAUCAGUGGUGAACUGUUUACUGAUAAGAUGGCAACUGGCAGGACAUUUCCCCAGAAAGUUUCUGAGCUGAGCGCCAGUGGUGGUGGCUGGCUGAGGUCUCUGCGGGUGAACUGGCUGCCCCCUGCGGGAGACUGGGAGAGGUACCGCCUGCUCCUGUGGAACCACUCCACCGUGGUGCUCAACACCACCAUAGAGAAGGACGCGAAGGAGUACCUCAUCCAGGACGUGGGCCUCAUCCCGGGGAGGCAGUACAACGUGGAGCUCAUUGUGGAGAGUGGCAAUCUGCAGAGCAGGACUCACUGCACGGGGAGAACAGCUCCAGAGCCUGUUCUCCAGCUCCGUGUGAAGCAUGCCAAUGAAUCCUCACUUAGCAUCAUGUGGAUGACCCCUGUUGCAGAAUGGGACAGCUAUGUCGUUUCACUGGGAGACAGGGACCUUACUGUCAUUAAAAAAGGGCUUGCAAAAGAAGCUAAGGAAUUCACUUUCACUGACUUGGUACCUGGAAGGAAAUAUACAGCUACAGUUACUACCAUUAGCGGGAUUUUAAGCAACUGGACUUCAGUGGAAGGAAGAACAGUGCCAGCCCAAGUGACUGGUCUGAUCGUGGAAAGUCAAGGAUCAACCAACAGCUUGUUUACCAACUGGACAAGAGCACUGGGAGAUGUAGAUUCGUACCAAGUACUAUUGAUUCAUGAGAACGUUGUCAUUAAAAAUGAGACAGUUCCCAGUGAAACUAACAGAUACCACUUCCAUCCCCUGAAACCUGGAGGACUCUAUUCGGUGGUUGUUACCACUAUCAGUGGGGGGAUAUCUUCCAGGCAAACAAUUGCAGAGGAGAGGACAGUUCCUUCCAGCGUGACUGGAGUAACAGUAAAUAACUCAGGUCGCAGUGACUACCUCAGUGUUUCUUGGCUGCCGGCUUCUGGAGACGUAGACAGUUAUUUGGUAACACUCUCUCACGAUGGCCAGAUUAUUCAGACUCUCACCAUUUCCAAAUCCUUCAGUGAAUGCUCCUUCAGCAGCCUUACUCCUGGGACGCUUUACAAUGUGAUGAUAACCACGAAGAGCGGCAAGUAUGAGAAUUAUUCCUUCAGCCAGGAACGAACAGUCCCUUCAAGUGUUCAGGGACUUACUGUCAGCAAUUCCGCAAGAAGUGACUACUUAAAGGUGUCGUGGUUACACGCCUCUGGAGAUUUUGAUAAUUAUGAAGUGAUCAUCAAGAACAACAAUGACUUCAUCCAAACAAAAAGUGUCCCUAAGGACGAAAAUGAAUGUGUGUUCACUAAUCUGGUCCCAGGGAGGCAGUACAGUGUCACUGUCAGCACUAGGAGUGGGAAAUAUGAAACUAGUGCGAGGGUCUACGGCAGAACAAUGCCAGAGUCAGUAAAGGAACUGACUCUUAGUAACAGGAGCACAGAGGAUCUGCAGGUAACUUGGUUAAAGGCUGAAGGGGACGUUGAUAAAUAUGAGAUUCAGCUGCUCUUCAAUGAUAUGAAGAUCUUCCCACCCAUUUUCCUUGGAAAUACCAUUGAGAAGUAUAAGUUCACAGCUCUGACUCCAGGACGUCUAUACAAAAUUCUUGUCUUGACAAUCAGUGGAGAUGCGCAGCGUGCUACUUUCAUAGAAGGCCUAACAGUUCCAAGUGCAGUCAGAAACAUUCACGUUUCACACAAUGGCAUGACAAACAGCCUGAAAGUGAGCUGGACUCCUGGAGGUGGAGACGUCGAUUCCUACACAGUGACUAUAUUUCAGCAAAACCAUCAGCUUGAUUCCCAGAGUGUCUCCAAGCAUGUCUCUGAGCUCAUGUUUCACAAGCUGGAAGCUGGGGAGCAGUACCGGGUGGUGGUGCAAUCUAACAGUGGCACCCUGCACAACAGCUUAGCAGCUUUUGGGAGAACAAUUCCUGCCUCUGUCCAGGAAUUGUUUGCCGAUCAUGCUUACAGCAGUCAUUCCUUGUUAGUAACGUGGCAGAAAGCUCCUGGUGUAGCUGAAAGAUAUGACAUUCUGCUCUUGAAUGAGCAAGGAGUCCUCCUGAGCAACAAAUCAGAGCCAGCUACUGCCAAACAGCACAAAUUUGAAGAUUUAUUAGCUGGCAAGAAGUAUAAAAUACAAGUUUUGACAGUCAGUGGCGGGCUCUUCAGUAAACGAGCAGAAACUGUUGGUCGAACAGUUCCAGCAGCUGUCACAAAUCUGAAGGUCACAGAGAGCACCACUGGCCAACUGUCCUUCAGCUGGACCACCUCACAGGGCGAGCUUGAUUCGUAUGACAUCUUCCUAUACAACCCAGACAAAUCCCUUCAUGACAGGAUUUCAGGCGAACAGCACCUGCAGCAAUGUUCGUUCCAGAACCUGCGGCAAGGCAGGAUGUAUCGAAUGGUGAUUGUUACCCACAGUGGAGACCUCACGAACGAGUCAUCUGUCUUUGGAAGAACAGUACCAGCCCCAGUUGUUGGUCUCAAGGCAUCCAACAGAAAUAUGACAGACAGUCUGUGGUUCACCUGGGAUCCAGCAGCAGGAGAUGUCGACUUCUACGAGCUGAAUCUUUAUAACCCAAAUGGGACACAGAAAGAAACAUGGCAUAGGAAAGACCUGAAAGAGUGGCAUUUCCAGGGGCUUGUUCCUGGCAGAAAAUACACCCUGGUUGUGGUGACUCACAGUGGUGACCUGACCAAUACAGCAAAUGCUGAAGGAAGAACAGCACCCAGCCCUCCUAACACUGUGUCGUUUACUGAUGUUGCAAACACUUCUUUAUCAAUCACUUGGCUGGGUCCCCCAGACUGGACAGACUACGAUGAUUUUGAGUUGCAGUGGCUCCCAAAAGAUCCCCUCACAGUAUUCAAUCCCUACAGCAGCAGCAAAUCAAAAGUACGCAUCAUGAAUGGCUUGCGACCAGGAAGACUCUAUGAGUUCAGUGUCAGAACUGUCAGUGGUGACAGCUGGAAGACAUACAGUCAGUCACUGUCUGCAAGUGUGAGAACAAAACCAGACAAGAUACAAAGUCUUCAUUGUCGGCCCCAGACCUCUACUGCCAUCGCAUGUUCUUGGACUCCUCCUGAUUCUGACUUUGAUGGAUAUAGUGUUGAAUGCAAAAAAAUGGACACUCACGAAGUGGAAUUUUCCAAAAGGAUAGAAAAAGACAAAUCUCUACUUAAUAUCAUGACCCUCGUACCCCACAAACGAUACCUGGUGUCCAUCAAGGUGCAUUCUGCAGACAUGACGAGUGAAGUAGUUGAGGACAGCACCAUCACAAUGAUUGACCGUCCCCCUCAGCCACCUCCAGACAUCCGAGUGAACAAAAAAGAUGUGCUGAUUACCAAAUCCUCCAUCAACUUUACUUUUAACUGCAGCUGGUUUAGCGAUACCAAUGGAGCUGUGAAGUACUUUACUGUAGUUGUCAGAGAGGCUGAUGGUAGUGAAGGACCAAAGCCUGACGAGCAGCACCCAUUACCUUCCUACCUGGAGUACAAACACAAUGACUCUAUACGCAUCUACCAGACAAAUUAUUUUGCUAGUAGAUGUGCCGAAAGCCCUGACAGUGACUAUAAAAGCUUUGACAUUAAGCUCGGAGCAGAAAUGGAAAAUCUGGGAGGAAAAUGUGAUCCGGAUCAGCAAAAGUUCUGCGAUGGGCCCCUAAAGCCUCGGACUGCAUAUAGGAUCAGUAUACGAGCUUUCACCCAGCUCUUCAGUGAAGACCCAAAGGAACUCCCUACACCACUCUUUGCAGACACCUUCUUCUCUUUACCAAUCACUACAGAGUCAGAGUCGCUCUUUGGUGUUAUUGAAGGUGUGAGUGCUGGCUUGUUUCUCAUUGUGAUGUUAGUGGCUGUUACUGCUUUGUUUGUCUGCCGGCAAAAAGUUAGCAAUGGCCAUGAGAGACCUACAGCAAGGCUGAGCAUUCGCGGGGACAGGCCACUCACAGUCCAUCUGAACUUGGGGCAAAAAGGGAACCGUAAAACUUCCAGUCCAAUCAAAGUCAGUCAGUUUGAAGCAUACUUCACCAAACUCCAGGCAGACUCCAACUACCUCCUGUCCAAGGAGUAUGAGGACUUAAAAGAUGUGGGUCGAAACCAGUCGUGUGACAUAGCACUUCUGCCAGAGAACAGAGGGAAAAAUCGAUACAAUAAUAUAUUGCCCUAUGAUACAUCAAGAGUGAAGCUUUCCAAUGUGGACGAUGACCCUUGCUCAGACUACAUUAAUGCAAGCUACAUACCAGGCAAUAAUUUCCGCAGGGAAUACAUAGCAACUCAGGGCCCUUUGCCUGGCACCAAAGAUGAGUUCUGGAAGAUGGCAUGGGAACAAAACGUUCACAAUAUCGUCAUGGUAACCCAGUGUGUCGAGAAGGGCCGGGUGAAGUGUGAUCACUACUGGCCCCUUGACCAGGAUUCCUUGUACUAUGGAGACCUGAUUGUCGAGAUGCUGUCUGAGUCGGUGCUCCCAGAAUGGACAAUACGAGAGUUUAAGAUCUGCAGUGAAGAGCAGCUUGACUCAACAAGGCUCAUUCGUCACUUCCACUACACUGUGUGGCCAGAUCAUGGUGUGCCAGAGACCACCCAGUCUCUGAUCCAGUUUGUCAGAACUGUAAGGGAUUAUAUCAACAGGACCCCAGACACGGGACCAAGUAUCGUGCACUGCAGUGCUGGUGUUGGAAGGACUGGCACAUUCAUUGCACUGGACCGAAUUCUGCAGCAGCUGGAUUCAAAGGACACUGUUGACAUUUAUGCAGCAGUGUAUGAUUUAAGGCUUCACCGAGUUCACAUGGUUCAGACAGAGUGUCAGUAUGUGUAUUUGCAUCAAUGUGUGAGAGAUGUGUUAAGAGCCAGAAAACUACGCAGUGAACAAGAAAAUCCCUUGUUUCCAAUAUAUGAAAAUGUGAAUCCAGAAUAUCACAGAGUUUUCCUUGCUUUCAGAUGCUGUUUAUUCAAGGCACUAAGAAUGUUACAGACAUCUACUUUUGUGACCACAUUUGUUAACUAGGGGUUUUGUUUGUUUUUUUUAAUAUAUGUAUUUCAUGCACUAGAAAGGUGCCAGACCUUUCUAUUGAAACUGUGUAUAAUUUAUUGGUCUGGUGAUUUUUUUAAAGAUCUAUAAUUUAAAUGUAAUAGAUAUUAAUGUAUAUAAUUGUAUUUUGGCAUUAUGUAAAUAUGUAUUUUUUCUAUAAUGUUUAUAAUAAUAUUAAGCUUCAGAUAAUGCUAUUAUUUUCUUAUCACAGUUUUUAUACACUGUUCUACGUAAACUAUUUUAAUAUUUUAAACUGUAUGGCUAACAGGACUGCUGAGUUUGGGACAGGUUAUGUACUGGCACGUAACACACAGGAAGACUGGUAUAAGGAGAGCCUUUUUUUUUUUUUUCCUUCCUACUUCAGUGUUUGUGAUAUGAAAUAAGCUACUAUUAAGCAAGGGAACGGUAGUCCUGUAUAGGAAUUACAAUGCUACUCUACACUUUAAACUUACUGCUUGUGAUCUCACCAAAAAGGGUGAAAUCCAUAAUACUAUGACAUACUUUUUACAGAACUCAUCAACAGCCAAAUAAAACAGGGUCCACCUCACUAAAAGCAAUUGUUUCAGUCUAAUAUGACGUAGUAGAAAAAUAUCAAACAACACAUGCUGCCGUGAAGUUUAGUAAGGCCUUUCCCCACACGCAUGCUUUGAGGGGACACAGGUCACUUUCUGGUUUCUUUACACUGGUUUAAGAGAGCAGAAUCAGACCACAGCCUGUGUCUGCAUGUUUUUAUUUGAGUACAGUUAUAAUAUGAAAGAAGUUCAAGGAAAUGCCUCAUAUGUUCAGAUGAACAGAUCUGUGAGGAUACAAACUCUGGCAACCUCUAUUGCUCAUUUAAAAAAAAAUCCCGUACCAUGGCAGCUUAAAAAAUAGAAAGAUUACAAGCAUAUUAAGGAAAUAAAGAUUUAUAAAGACAUAUAUCCUAGAGUUUACACAAUUGGCUUCAGCCUUAAGCUGCUUGCAGCCGAGCUGUUCCUUGGUCAUUCUGCCUGUAUUGAUACUGUGCUUGGGAGCACACUCCCUUCAUCACAGCCUGCUGCAGGGUAAAGCCCUCGUCUCAGCCCAACUGCAGAUCUCCUCCAAAUCCCACAUGCUUUUGCUCUUCCAGGAAUGGUCCCAGCACAUCCCCACAGAAAGACUCCUCAGCUUGAAUUUUGCCUGACAUGAUCACCACAACCACAGAUGGAAUAGGAAAAGGCCCAUCUAUAACCCAAGGGAUGUAGGCUUGCAGGGCUGUGCUAAUCAUUGGAUGCACUCAAAACAUCUAAUGCUUAGCAAGAAAUAUGAUCCGAGAGCACCUCCAGGUAUUCAGCCAAGGCAAUUAGACACAGCCUCUUUCCUCUGCAGCAAGGCUUCUACUCCAGGGACUGUGAUUUGAACACUCCAUUCUGCUCUUCUUUUUCUUUAUAAAGAUCUCUUCAAAUGAAUAAAAAAGAAGCAUCACACAGUUCACCUCCAUCACAGGAAGAAGGAAGGGCUCAGUAGUUCUGCUUUUUCCUGUCUACUCAUUUUUUACUGAAAGAAAACUUGGCCUGCUGCAGAAGGCAAGUGCCUAAAUUCCACUUUUAUUGUGAAGAGAAAUAAAUGUUUCUGAAGGCCUUCAGAGAACCAACCAAUACACCUAAAUUAAGUGCCUAAGUUAUGACUACUGUGGCUACUGGGCCAAGACCACUGUGAUUUCACCAUAGCUUAUUGGAGCUAUGCUCUCCUUGCUUUAGAAACACCUGCGUGACAAUGGAUGAAGACAUUUGCAGGGCUGAUCUGACAUAGUUUUCUUCAAAUUUUUCCGAAAGAGAGCCAGCAGGCAUGCGUGCAUCCUUGUCGGUCAAGUUUUAUUAGAGAGAAGUAAAGAGAGUAGGCUAUCCCUCUUCCUCCAUAUUCCAGUGGAGUCUCCUCCAUUCCUGACCAAAUAUCCUCAGAUGUCUCAAAAGCCAACCUUGAUAUCAGCUUUCACAGCUGCUCAGAACCUGUAGGCUCAGUUAACGUUUUGGAUGUCUCUGUAUGAAAACACUGCUCAUGCCUCUUGUACAUCCCUCUUGCCCCCACAUAAACCUCAAGAUUCACCACAAUCCCUUAAUGAGAUCUGAAGAAGAAGGGGAUGGCAUUACAGUGGAAGCCAUUCUCACAUAGGGAAGGCUAGGCAAAACCACAAAAUGUGCAAGUUUUCUUGCAGGCCCUUUUUUCCUUUGUUCUUUUUGCUAGAUAAACUAGGUUAGCAAGGAAGGACAAACAAGGGUGGCAGCUUCAGGUCUUUUACUCUAGCAAUAGCAGCUGAACUUAGGGUAUUGUGCAUAUGGUCACUGUGUUACAUGCACUGCGCUUAGUCAUUUCUUUUCGCAGCAAUAGCUGAGGAAUAAAAAUCACCACGUUAGUUACCAGUAGUGCAAUUACACUGUGAAGAUAUACCAAAUGUACUCUAUAAAUUAUCUAGCACUGUAUAUUACUGGGUUAUUUUUUAUGCUGAGGGAAAUGGAACUCGCUCAGUAAUAUGUGAUCUGAGGGCAAAAGUCAGUGGUUGUAUAUGAUGUGCGUAUGGCGUUCAUCAUUUUCAGAAGGACACACAUGGUUCUACUCUUUUAUUUUAACAUUGUUUCUCAGCUCCCUCCUCUGCCCCUACAGACUUCACAAAUCUGCACCCAAAAUGGAGUUGUAGCAGACAGCCAUUUUCAUCUUUUCGCUCAGCUAAAAAUGGACAUAGUUCAUAAGUGUCUUCCUCCUCGUCACUUAGUAAUGCAACCAACGACCUUAAACACCCUGACACGAUGCUCCCGAACAGCUUUACGUCUCUGCCUAGCUAGGUCACAUAUGAGACUGUACGCACACAUUGUUGUUCUGGUUCUGCUUUCUACCCUCUUCUGGUCAUAUGAAACCAGUGUAAAUCCACUGAGAAUAAAUAACAAGUAUCUAUGUAGCAUUUUUUUUAAUAUAAGACACCUACUUAUCACUAUAAUUAAUUAUAUUUACUGUGCCUCUAAGCUGAAUAACAGGACCGAUGGGAAAUUGUUAAUGUAACAAGAAUGGACUUGAAGGAGCCUGUGUAUUGAACAAAGACUACUCUUAAGAAAAAAUCAUCCUCCGCUGAAGAGGAUAUUUCUAUUUUGAAUGUCUGCGAAUGAUGUUCAGGAUUCCCUUCUUGAUAUUUCCCAAUAAUAAUGUUACAAAGCAAGGCUAGUGUUAUUGCUGAUCCAUAAGCUAAGAUUUGCACAAUUGGAGCCCAGUCCUGUGACUCUCUGCACAUGCAGACUUCUCGGCGUUGUCCAUGAAGCUGCCUGCGUACUUCAAUGAAAGUCAACAUGAAAAAAGCUUGAAAAUAUCAUUCAACUUCUGAAGCACUUACAGGGUUGGGCUUUUAGGUUAAUUCAAAUUUUUGUAAUGAAAGUUAUUUAAUAAUGAAAAAAUUGUAAUUAAUGUUUUUAAUCUGUGCAAUACAAUUACAAGAUCCACUACCGAUUGUAGAAGAAAAAAAAAUUUUUGCAUAGCUGGGGUUGAUAAAUGAUAUUUUUUGUUACUAACGAAACACAAAAGUGGGUGAGAGAAAUAGGCAUACUGUGAAGAUGUCAUAAAAGUGCAACUUUAUACGUUUUUCUCUGCUGCUAUAGUUAUUUAUACAGCUUAUAUGCGUGCCUAAUAUUGCCAGAAAUAUUAUUUUAUGCCAUGAUAUAUUAUGAAUUUCCUUUCUGUUGUAGGACAGAGAAAACAAAACGUGUGAGCUCUAUGUCUAUAUUAUGUAUUGUAUACUGGUAUCUAUGCUUUGACUUAGAAAUCGAAAAGUUAAAUACUAGACAGAUAGGAGUACAUCAGCACUUAGCCAUGCUCCUCAGCCUAUGUGGGCUGAGGCGAUGAGGACAAUAACCAUCUAAUCACUAUAUUAGCAUCUCCUCCCAGGGUCACAGGUUGGAGAAACGCGCCUGACGUUCAAAGAUGCAGCCUACAGCAGCUGCCGCUUCACAACCCAGGAGUGGCAUGUCGGGUGCUUACGUUUAUUCGUUAUCUCAUUCAGCCAUACAGUUUUGUGUGAUUAAAAUGCAAUAUUAAAUGACAACCACUUCCCUGGCGGCUCUGUCACAGAUUUCCUGGCGCUUGAGCUGUGCGCUCUGGGACCUGAUGUCCCAGGAGGCUGCAACUUUGAAUAAAAGCUGGGCGUGCACCGCUGUAUUUAGGCAGCUCACCGUGGACCCAACGCCCUCAACUAUCCCUCUCCAGCUGGCAAAGUCAAACUCCUGACCUGUUGGUAGCACCACCGUGGCCAAAGCAAAGUGGUCUGUUAUUAAUGACCUCGCAGAUCAAUAGCUGACGCAGACUAGGACUUUUUUUAAGACUGGUAGGAAUUACUGGCGACUAGGGAGUAGCUAAAUUUAGCAAAUACUGUGGAGUUCAGGCACAUACAGCGUCAGUGAUGCUGGUAAAUUGAUAUGCAAGAUUUGGUUGAAUUUAUUUGCAAGCUAAAGAAAUGCUGUAAAUCAACUAGCUAAAUACAGAUUGCUCUCUAGAAGGGCAGUAUGUUAUAGUAAAGAUGGGGGGGAGGAAAAAAAGCUUUUGAAAUAUGGCUAGCCAUUAAUAUUUUGCCUGUGCCUGGAGUAAAGCAACUGAAAAACAUCUUCAGUACAUAUUCCAUUCUCAAAUGCUAUAUAAUUAUUACAUUUGUGUUCCUAACAAAUGCUGGGUGAACACCAAAUUGUGCUACUAUUGUCAAUUUAAUUUAUGCAUUUGUUAAGUCUAUUUUUAUAUUUUUAGCUGCAGUCAACAAAGCAAAUAUAUUUGAGUGUAUUUUACA